Messenger RNA from Anoplopoma fimbria (sablefish), 3654 nucleotides. Its product is annotated as major facilitator superfamily domain-containing protein 6-A-like. Lineage: Eukaryota; Metazoa; Chordata; Actinopteri; Perciformes; Anoplopomatidae. Gene Ontology annotation, cellular component: plasma membrane. The record is from RefSeq and is a predicted model, not a curated record. Gene Ontology annotation, biological process: antigen processing and presentation of exogenous peptide antigen via MHC class I.
AUGGUUGCUGACGACAAGGUUGCCAUCCUGUCAGAUGACGAGGAGGAUCAGAAGAGGAAGUAUGUGUUGGCCGAGCCGUUCGACACGCAGUCGAGCGGUUCUGCGCCGCCGCCGCCGGCCUCGGACCCGCUGCCCGAGCAGCCGGCGGCCCUGCAGCCGGACUCCAUAAACUGCUGCAUGAGGAUGUGUCUCCGCAUCAACACCCGCCUCCUCGUCUCCAAAGUCUUCUACUUCUUCUUCUUCGCCGCCUACGGCUCGCUGCACCCUCUGCUGGCCGUGUACUACAAGCAGCUCGGCAUGUCGGCCGGCCGCAGCGGGCUGCUCGUCGGCAUCCGCUACUUCAUCGAGUUCUGCAGCGCCCCCUUCUGGGGAGUGGUGGCGGACCGCUUCAAGAAGGGGAAGGCCGUCCUGCUGUUUUCGGUUCUGUGCUGGUUGGUCUUCAACUGCGGCAUCAGCUUUGUGAAGCAGGCUGAGAUGAUUUGUGAAGAGAUAGGUGCCGACACGACCACGACGGUGGCGCCCGUGACGACGACGCUACCGUACGAGAACGUCACGCAGCCGAGCAACUCCACCAACCACACCAGAAGGCGACGGAGCUUUCUAGACCUGGAAUGGCUUCCUGAGGUCCUGGACUCCUAUUCAAGCGUGCCUACCACCACCCAGCUGCCAGCUACCACCACCCAGCUGCCAGCUACCACCACCCAGCUGCCAGCUACCACCACCCAGCUCAUGCUGAACACCACCCUCCCAUCACCAAACACCACUCUCCUCACCACCACGACCUCCCCUGCUCCAACCAAAGCCAAGGAGUACCAGAUCGUCUACAACAAGGACCAGGUGGAGAGCAUCUUCCUGCUCAUCCUGCUCGUCGUCAUCGUGGGCGAGUUCUUCAGCGCCCCCACCCUCACCAUCGUGGACACCGUCACCCUGCAGAACCUCGGUCAGGCCCGCGACCGCUACGGCCUGCAGAGGAUGUGGGGCUCGCUGGGCUGGGGUCUGGCCAUGCUGCUGGUGGGCAUCUGGAGCGACCACACGUACAUCACCGUGCUGAUCGAAGGCGUCGGCUGCGGAGAGCACCAACGAGACUUCCCCAACUACCAGAUCGCCUUCAUCGCCUUUGGCGUGCUGAUGGGGCUGGCGUUCAUCGUCGCCACUCAGUUUCACUUUGAGAAAGGUGGCGACUACCAGCAGGAGCCUCCAGAGGGGGUGGUGGAGGACACGGGAGCCCCGAGAGCGCUACCCGAGUCCAACUCCUCGGACCAGACUCCCAACCCUGAUCCGGCUCAGGAGUUCCAGUACAGCGACCUGCUGAAGCUCCUCUGCAGCGUGCGCUACAGCUCCGUCCUCUUCGUCGCCUGGUUCAUGGGCUUCUGCUACGGCUUCGUCUUCACCUUCCUCUACUGGCACCUGGAGGACCUGAACGGGUCCACCACGCUGUUCGGGGUCUGCUCCGUCCUGAGCCACGCCUCCGAGCUCGCCACCUACUUCGCCAGCCACAAGUUCAUCGAGCUGGUCGGACACGUCAGGGUUCUGUACAUCGGCCUGGCCUGUAACACCGCCCGUUACCUGUACAUCUCCUACCUGGAGAACGCCUGGACCGUCCUGCCCAUGGAGAUCCUUCAAGGUAUGACCCACGCCUCGGUUUGGGCGGCCUGCAUCUCCUUCCUGAGUGCGGCGGUCCCUCCGGCCCUGAGGACGUCGGCUCAGGGCAUCCUGCAGGGCCUCCACCUGGGCCUGGGCCGCGGCUGUGGAGCCAUGGUGGGAGGAGUGUUUGUCAACUACUUUGGUGCUGCAGCGACGUUCAGAGGAAUCGGCAUGGCCUCCCUCGUCAUCCUCCUCAUCUUCGCCUUCAUCCAGUGUCUGACUGGAGAGGAGGAGGGGAAAGAGGACAAAAUGCUGGCGGAGAACAUCCCGGUUCCCUCCAGCCCGGUCCCCAUCGCCACCAUCCACCUGGUGCAGAACCAGACCGACGCCGGUAGCCCCGCCCGGCGCCAGGCCCCCGCCCUGCCCGCCAAGAAGACCAAACACCAGGAGGACCAGGAGGAGCUGAACAGGCCGGCCUGGGUGCUCUCCGGCUCCCCCUGGGUCACCAUCGCCUUCGCCAUCGUCCAGAUCAAGGAGAUGAUGGACAUGAGGAAGAAAGGAGCGCCGCUGACAGAGACUCGAUCGCUGCAGGUACCUAAUGAUCAGGCGUCAGCCGACUACGAGGCGGUGGCGACCUCGCACAGAAACCCGAGUGAUGACGGCACAGAAACACCCACACAACAAAACGCCACAGACUCUUAACGAGAACAAAGACCGAACGCACCCAAACCCAGACAGAGCGAGAGAGAACCAACACACACACACUUUAAACUCUUAACAAGUGUGUUUGUGUCCGGUUCAGUCCUUAAAUCUGUCUGAAGCUUAACAAACUGUAUUCAUGUAGAUUUAUUGUAAAAAUUAACUUAACAGAAAGUAUUCUGGGGACACGUUUUUAAAACGGUUUUAAGUUUUCAUUGUUUUUCCAGAAGAGAGUUUGGAUUCAGUGUUUGGAUGGAGGUGUGCAUUGUGGCGUUUGCCCCUCAGAGGUGGUCGAAUCAAACCCACCCGGCGGCGCUGUGCGCUAUAUUUAAUGCCCUUCACCGGUGGAGUGUGAAGGAAAGUCCUUCACGGUUAUUUAAUCUCUUCAUUUACUUAAAAAAGUGAUGAAAUCUGACAAAAUGGAGAUUUAGAAGCAUUCCUAUGCCUGCACACAGAAGGAACACAUUAAAGUUCAUUUUUUAAGAACUAGUAUCGGUAGUUAGUCUCUGAAACUAGUGAUAUUAUUUUAGAGAUUUUUAAAUUGCGCCAGUAAGUUUUUAUGCAGUGUAAAACAAAAGUUCCCCAUUUUUUUGCACCACAGUCUGCUGAGGGGUCUUAAAUGUUAAUUAAAUCAGUUUGCAAGAAUACAUGAAUAUAUAACACUCAACUUAUCCUCCCAGAACACAAAUAAGCCUUGAUAUGAGUUUGGAAUUAUUCAAAUGUAUUGAAAAUACUUGGACCAAGAAAUCUGUAUUAAAUUGUAUUCUCUAAAUUAUUACAGUCUUAAAUCUAGCUUGUUAAUUCCUGCAGAAACCGUUUAAUAAUAUGCUUUUAAUUAAUAUAGUUAUUAUUGAACUCUUUCCUCAUUUCCUUUUGGGGUUGGGAACAAGUGAAAUUCUUGCAGGUAAAUAGGUAAAAAGAACAGUAUUUGUAACAUUUCUGAUUAAUCAAUAUUUAAUUUGUUUCCAACUCAGGUUCAGAUGAGAAGAAACAAAAAGUGAGAGACUCCUUUUCUUUCAGAUUUCAUCACUUUUAAUACUCAUAUAUUUAUAUGACUUACUGAAGAAGUGCCUCUUUUAAACUGUAAUAAUCAUCUAACUUAUUAUUAUUAUUAAUAUUAUGAGAUGUCAAGCAAGGAUCCCUUUACUGUGCUGCUCUUCGUCAUUCCGAGGGUCUUUUUGAAGCCUUUCUUCCAAUAUUUUCCUGUUGAAGCUGCCAAUAGCCGACACGCUAUAUUUACUCCCUUUGUUUUCUAUUUUCAUGCCAAACAAUUCACAGUAUUCUGUGUUUACUGUGUCUGGAGGGAAACGUCUUCAGAGAAAACAGAGCGAUGAAGAAAGUCUGUUGUUUUUUCUUCUGUAAAUUAAACAA